Messenger RNA from Manduca sexta (tobacco hornworm), 1018 nucleotides. Its product is annotated as pancreatic triacylglycerol lipase. The transcript is spliced from 6 exons. Gene Ontology annotation, molecular function: lipase activity. Lineage: Eukaryota; Metazoa; Arthropoda; Insecta; Lepidoptera; Sphingidae. The coding region runs from base 60 to 956 and encodes 298 amino acids. The record is from RefSeq and is a predicted model, not a curated record.
UUGAUAAACAAAUUUAAUAUAAAGUGUUUCGAGUUUGACGGUCUUCAGUAGCUAUCAUAAUGUCCAACUUGGUUAAGUGCGCUUUUAUUGUGUUGGUUGUAACCGCAGCCUGCGGCUUUAACAUAGGUGAUAGAGAUGUCAUCUUCCAUCUCUUCACAAAGGACAACCCCCAGGUCAGCCAACCGCUGCUCCCGUCAGUGAGCUCCAUAAUGGCGUCUACAUUCUCUCUAAACAGACCGACUGUCAUUACCAUCCACGGCAAUGGAGAAUCUGUUACUGGCAACUUCAACGCUUUCGUAGUUCCCGCCCACCUCUCAGUUGAAGACGUGAACCUCAUCGCCGUGGACUGGAGCCCACGCUCCGCCAUCUACACAGAGGGCCUCGCCAACGCACCUCAGUGCGGAAGAAUAAUCGCGGAAUUCAUGAACAUUCUUAUCAGACAGUUCGGCUACGACUCCGACAGGAUCCGUAUCGUCGGCGUCGGUCUCGGAGGCCACAUCGCUGGUAUCGCUGCUAGACACAUUGAAGGAGAGGUGCCUCACAUCAUAGCUCUCGACCCAUCGCUGCACGGAUGGAGUCACCACCCUGAUAAACUCAACCCCGACGACGCUAGUGUUGUGGAAGUCUUGCACACCACUGCCGGAAACCUCGGCUACGACUAUCCCCUGGGCGACCUUGAUUUCUACCCUAACGGCGGCAGCGAUCAAAUGGGCUGUGGCUCCGACAUAUCAUGCUCUCAUACUUACGCCUACGUUUUCUACGCCGAAUCUCUGACUAGUGAAAUAAACAAUGGAAAUGCCUUCGUCGGCACAGCCUGCGAUAGCUACGAGCAGGCUAUUGUCUUGGCUUGCUCGGGUGACAGAGACGCUACCUUCGGUGGAUCCGAGCCUAAAUUGUUUGAGAAUGGCAUCUAUGUGUUCCUGGCCAAUUUCACGCCACCAUUCGCUAGAGGUUAAACGAAUUAAGAAUUACCUGCAUACAAUAAAUUAAACAUAUAUUUUUUAAUUUAAUUGAAUAA